Zerene cesonia (dogface butterfly) is the source of this 1630-nucleotide messenger RNA. It is a transcript of the gene R2D2, whose product is annotated as RISC-loading complex subunit TARBP2-like. The coding region runs from base 155 to 1213 and encodes 352 amino acids. The transcript is spliced from 7 exons. The record is from RefSeq and is a predicted model, not a curated record. NCBI's taxonomy places the organism in Eukaryota, Metazoa, Arthropoda, Insecta, Lepidoptera, Pieridae.
UGCUAAAAGUCGAUGCCUUUGACGUUUUGUGCAAUUUAUUUAUUAUUUGACUUUGUUUAUAUUGUGAUAUCUUCAAAGAUUUAAUUUUUAUACCGUCGUUACGCUAAGAAAAUUAACUAUUCUAGAAGACCUUGAACUCGUCAAAUUUGCCAAAAUGAUGAAAACUGCGAUAUCUGUUCUUCAGGAGAUGAUGAUGAAAUUGGGCCAAAUUCCUGAAUAUCAAUAUAAACAGACUGGACCACAACACCAAGCGAUGUUUGAGUGUUGCUGCAAGACGUCUGGAGAGACCGUAACAGCUAUGGCGCGUUCCAAGAAGGAAGCGAAGCAAGAGGCAGCUCGCCGCAUGCUGAACCAGCUGUACCACGCGCGCGGCAUGCCCGUGCCGCCGCCCUAUGCCAGACCGCCAUCGCCCGCUCCGCCGUCGCCUGAACCACCCUCCACAGACAAAGCCUUGCCCAGUGCGGGUCCGAGCGGGUCCGCGGGCGCGGGCGCGGCGCCGGGCGCGAUCGACGUGCGCAGCUACGUGGCGCUGCUGAAGGAGCUGUGCGCGGAGUACAAGCUGGGCGACGUGCAGUACGAGCUGGUGGGCGACGCGGGCCCGCCGCACCGCCGCCAGUUCACGGUGCGCGCGCGCCUCGCGCAGCACGAGCGCUCCGCCACCGCCACCACCAAGAAGACGGCGCGCCAGCUCGCCGCCGAGGCGCUCUAUAAGUACUUGCGGGAGAAUCUCGCGCGGCUCACCAUUGAUUUUGUAGAGGAGGAGGCGAUGGCGCGCGCGCACGAGAAGGCGAUGGAGCGGUACGUGGAGCAGCGCGGGGCGUGGCGCGCGCCGCUCGGCCAGCGCCUCGCCGACUACCACCUAGGUCUGUUGACGUACAUAGAUAAAGAGAAGAUAGAUUUGGGAAGAGAGACACUUGAUGCAACCAGUACCGAUGAGGAAGAGGAUCCCGUCAGCGCGCUGGAGAGCGUGGCGGGCGCGCUGGGGCUGCAGGUGGAGCGCGAGUGGCUGGAGGCGCGCGGCGGCGAGCUGUGCGUGGUGCGGCUGGAGCCCAGCGCGCCGCCGCUGGCGCUGGCCGCGGCCGGGCCGCGCGCGCACCGCGACGCGCACGCCGCCGCGCUGCGCUACCUGCGCCGCGCGCUCGCGCGCACGCGCCUCGCCGACCCGCCCCGCGCCGCGCGCUCGCUCGCCGACGGCCCGCUGCUCGCCGCCUAACCUACCGGCUCGAAGGACCGUUAACCGUUCAAGUGUGGCAUUUCCGAAUGUAUUGUAACAAUUUAUGGAUCGAGAUAUAUUGGACGAUCGAGUUGUUGUGAAUGUUUUUUGUAUUCCAAAAUAAAUUCAUACUUGAGGUUAACUGUUGUGAGCAUUGUAAAUAUAUGUGAUUUUGAUUAACAGUUGGAAAUUGAACCACACAGGAUUUUGCGUUAUCAUUGUCAGCAUAAUAUAACAUUAUUAAUCAAAUAUAGAGUGAAUAUAGUCUAUCUUUGAUUAAUAUUGAUUGAUUUUCUUCUCGAAUUAAUUCAUUACUACACUUUAUUGAAAGCUCUAAUCACAUUAGUAAGAGAAAUGUUAGUCUAAAAUCUGUGUAUUUAAGAUGUGUAAAUAUAACAUAUUGAAUAAAAUGACUAC